AUCAACGGGGAAUAACAGGGUCGUUAGGGGAAUACCUGUGAGAGAUUCGUACUUCUAAAUUCUUGAUUAAAGUUUAUACGUGAAAAACGUGUCCUUGUAAAACGUCUCAGUCCGCAAUGUUACGAUAUAUUGUGCAACACGGUUAAUUUUUGCGAAAUUUUCACAAAUUGUACAAUUCCACAAUAACUCUAUUAAUUCAUUCAGAUUAACAUCUGCGAUACAAUUUGUUGCUUAAACUCGAGUAUUGUUCUUCAUAACCUAUGAAAUCUGUGACCGUCACUUGCUCUAUGUCGAAUUUACCUAAAAAAAGUAACGCGUAACAAUAUAAAAUUUAUCGUACGCGUAAAAUAAUUUUAACUAGAUAUUAUCUGUGAUCUUCCCACAAAGUCUCAACAUAUGAAAUAUUGAGGAUAAUACAAGCUAAAUAGAACACAUCAUGUCGAAGUUACAACGUAUAACUAAGUCUUUACGGAUGUCUACUUGCCUAGAACGUAGAAACUUUGAUCUUCAACCAAAUGAUUUAAUAAAGAAAAGGCAAGAACGAGCAGAAAGAAUAGAAAGUAGUUUUGAUUGGUCUAAAAUAUGCAAUAGUACAUCUAAAGGUCUUACGAUAAAGUUAUCAGUGCUAAAAAAGAUUGCAGAGCAAGUUUUAAAGGAUGCUGUGGCAGAUGCUAUAAAUGAAUUUACAAUUUAUGCAUUACGUUUAUUAAUUGAAGAUGAAAAAUUAACUCGAAAAAAAUAUGAGAUGCUUGUUCGAAAGGCAGGAUAUUUAGAUCAUGAUUAUGCAUGUAAAAUAAUGGAGAUUAUUACGGAAAUUCGGGUAGAACAUUAUGAUGAGGUUAUGGAAUUAUUAUCCGAAACCAAAGAGAAUGAAGAUGCAGAAGCUGCUGGUUUGCAUGUUUUUGGCGCGGAUAUUCCUUACAAUCCAGCAAGAGCUGUAUGGCCUGAUACUACUAAACUUCAUAGCAUGUCUAGGGAAGGAAUAAAUUUAAGCACUGAUAAAUUUACAAUGAAACUACAUGGAACAGAAUCUUUAUCGCAAAAGAAAUCUGUAUUCGAAAAAGAAAAAUUUAUGGAAAGAUUAAAAAAUUGCUUCAAGACAUGUGGUAACGGAAUGUCAUUUUCGCAGUUUAAUACGACAAUAAUGCAAAAGUUGAGGAAUUUUGAGGAAGUAGCCUUACAAACUGAAUUAUUCGAUAUGCUUGGUUGCGAUCAUUUGGAAUUUAUAGAAUAUAUUAUCGAACAUCAACAAGCUAUUGUAUCAUCGUAUCCAUGUUCAAAAGUGGUUUCAAGGCCACAGAAAACUGCACAGGGGCCUAUAAUCAGUGGUCAGGUAACUGUACAGUCUGAGGUAGAAAAGAAACUAAACAAGCAAGUACGUAAGGAGGAAAAGAAAUUGAAUAAAAUGUCGAACAAACGAGAUGUUAAAGGGGAAAUUGAGAAAAACGAAUUCGACUCGACAGAACUGCAAUUUAUAAAGCAAGAGGCAAUUGCAGCUAGGCUAACCCCAUUAUUUCCUAAGAAGAUUGUGGAAAGAAGUCCACAAUCUUACCCGUUUGUUUUCGACUCCAAAGCAAAUAAGCAUGCAAGUAUCGUGUCAGGACAGAAAUUAAUGUUGGCUGAAAACGUUAAGAGGGUAAACACUGACAUUUUUGAGGAAGUGCACAUACCAAUACCAGAAAAAGAACCUAUUAACGUGAAUGUAGAUAUCGUAUCAAUAUCUUCUCUAGACAAAAUCGGCCAAACUGCUUUCAACGGCAUGAAGUCGUUAAAUCAAAUACAAAGUAUAGUCUUUAAGGCGGCGUACGAAACCAAUGAAAAUUUACUGAUAUGCGCACCAACCGGUGCGGGCAAGACGAAUGUAGCGAUGUUAGCCAUAGUGCAUCAGUUGAAACAGAACAUUCAAGACGGACAACUGCAAACGAACCAAUUCAAGAUCAUUUAUAUCGCGCCUAUGAAAGCACUGGCGGCGGAGAUGACCGCCAACUUCAAUAAGAGACUCAGCGCCUUAGGCGUCAGCGUUCGCGAAUUAACCGGUGACAUGCAGCUGACAAAGCAAGAGAUUCAGCAGACUCAGAUGAUAGUGACCACACCGGAGAAAUGGGACGUUGUCACGAGAAAAGGAACGGGCGAUGUCUCUCUCACUAGUAUCGUGCGACUGUUGAUCAUCGACGAGGUGCAUCUGCUGCAUGGCGACAGAGGGCCCGUGGUGGAGGCGUUAGUCGCGCGGACUUUGCGACAAGUAGAAUCCUCACAGAGCAUGAUCCGGAUCGUCGGGUUGUCCGCGACACUGCCGAAUUACGUGGACGUAGCGCGAUUCCUGCGCGUGAAUCCGAGCAAGGGACUUUUCUAUUUCGACCACCGCUUCCGACCGGUACCGUUAAGCCAGACGUUCAUUGGUGUCAAAGCCAUCAAGCCGCUACAACAAAUUAACGAUAUGGAUUUCGUGUGCUACAAUCAUGUCAUUGACAUGGUGCGAAAAGGUCAUCAGGUCAUGGUGUUUGUGCACGCGCGGAACGCCACCGUGAGAACGGCCCAGGCGCUGAAGGAGUUAGCCUUGAAAAACGAUUUGCUCAAGUACUUCUUGUCGGACAAUCAGACAAAGUAUGUGAACAAGGCAUUCGCGUCCUCACGCAACAAGCAUCUCGGCGAGCUGUUCAACAGCGGCUUUUCCGUGCACCAUGCUGGCUUGACGCGCACCGACCGCAAUCUAGUGGAGAAGUAUUUCGCCGACGGUCUGAUCAAGGUGCUGGUCUGCACCUCCACAUUAGCCUGGGGCGUCAAUCUGCCCGCACACGCGGUCAUUAUACGUGGCACCGAAAUUUAUGACGCGAAGCACGGUUCGUUCGUGGACCUGGGUAUAUUGGACGUGCUGCAGAUCUUUGGCCGCGCCGGUAGACCGCAAUUCGAUACGUCCGGCCACGCGGUUAUCAUCACGACGCACAACAAACUAUCACAUUACUUGUCGUUGCUGACGAAUCAAAUACCGAUCGAGAGCAGUUUCAUUAAGUACUUGGCCGACAAUCUGAACGCUGAGGUAGCGUUGGGUACGAUAUCGAACGUGGAAGAGGCGGUCGAGUGGCUCAGUUACACGUACCUGUUUGUACGAAUGAAGCUGAACUAUCAGGUAUACGGUAUGGUGUACCAAACUCUCGUGGAAGAUCCGAAUCUUGAGAAGAAGCGAAAGGAACUUGUGGAUCAUGCAGCUAAAUCGUUGGACAAGGCGCAGAUGAUCAGGUACGAUGAGCGCACCGGUGAUUUGAAUGCCACCGACUUGGGACGUAUCGCGAGCCACUUUUACCUCAAAUAUGACACAGUAGAGAUUUUCAACGAGCAGCAGAAACACGUGAUGAAUGAGGCGGAGAUCCUGGCGAUGAUAUCGCACGCCCAGGAGUUCGAGCAACUCAAAGUGCGCGACGACGAGGUAGAAGAGCUCGAUCAAUUGAUGGACGACUGCAAGGUCAUGCCAAAAGGCGGUGUGGAGAACGUUCACGGCAAAGUGAACAUAUUGCUGCAAACGUAUUUGUCAAGAGGCCGCGUGAACGCAUCGUCGCUGAUAUCCGAUCAAGCGUAUGUUACACAGAACGCGAUGAGGAUAGUUCGGGCGCUAUUCGAGAUUAUGUUGCGCAAGAACAACGCGAUAAUGGCUGGUCGACUGUUGUCGAUGGCAAAGAUGUUCGAGACACAGCAAUGGGACUUCAUGACGCCGCUGCGACAAUUCAGCUGCCUGUCUAUGGAGAUCAUCUACAAGAUAGAGCAACGAGAGCUGCCAAUUCACCGAUUGAAAGAAAUGUCCACGCAGGAGAUCGGCAUCUUUCUACGAGAUCAACGAAUGGCGCUAUUGGUGAAGAAGUGCUGCAGCCAGUUGCCGAAGAUGGAUGUGGUGUUCACCCUGCAACCUAUCACGCGCACCGUGUUGCGAAUGCGGUUGACGCUGAUCCCGGAGUUCAACUGGAACGACCAUGUGCAUGGGAAGAAUUCACAAGCCUUCUGGAUAUGGAUUGAGGACCCGGACAGUAACUUCAUCUAUCAUUAUGAGUACUUCCUCGUGACGAGGAAGACAGUUCUUCAGAAGAACGAGCAGGAGCUCGUAAUCACCAUACCCUUGUCCGAGCCGUUACCAGCUCAGUAUUUGAUCAAGGUAUCAAGUGAACAUUGGCUUGACUGCGACGACGUGUUUCCAGUAAGUUUCCACGACCUCAUUCUGCCGGAAACUCAUCCACCUCACACGGACUUACUGGAGCUGCAACCGUUGCCGACGAGCGCUCUUAGAGAGCCGUUAUAUGAGGAACUUUACACAUUUACCCAUUUCAAUCCCAUACAGACUCAGAUUUUCCACUGCCUCUAUCAUACAGAUAACAACGUGCUCCUCGGCGCACCGACCGGUUCGGGGAAGACGAUCGCCGCGGAGAUCGCGAUGUUUCGGGUCUUCAAGCGGUAUCCCAACAAAAAAGUCAUCUAUAUAGCACCACUAAAGGCUCUGGUGCGGGAACGUAUAAACGAUUGGAAAGUACGACUGGAGGAACGUCUAGGUAAGAGAGUGGUGGAGCUGACAGGCGACGUGUCGCCCGACAUAAGGAUGAUAGUCAACGCGCACGUAAUCGUCACUACACCCGAGAAAUGGGACGGUAUCAGCAGAAGUUGGCAGACAAGGAGCUAUGUGCGGCAAGUGGCGCUCAUAGUGAUCGACGAGAUUCAUCUGCUGGGCGAAGAUCGCGGACCGGUGCUGGAGGUCAUAAUCUCCCGCACGAAUUUUAUAUCGUCGCACACGCUCGACAAAGUCAGGAUCGUCGGUUUGUCGACCGCGCUGGCAAAUGCAGUGGACCUGGCCAACUGGCUCGAUAUCAAGGACAUGGGGCUCUAUAAUUUCCGUCCUUCCGUCAGGCCUGUGCCGUUGGAAGUGCACAUCAGCGGAUUCCCGGGCAAGCAUUACUGUCCCCGUAUGGCGACUAUGAACAGACCGACUUUCCAAGCGAUCAGACAUCACGCACCGUCCAGUCCCUCUCUUGUCUUCGUGUCUUCUCGACGACAGACGCGUUUAACCGCACUGGAUCUGAUAGCUUAUCUCGCGGCUGAGGAUAAUCCCAAGCAAUGGUUACACAUGCCAGAAGAAGAAAUGGCCGGCAUUUUGGACAAUGUGAAGGACACCAAUCUGAAGCUCACGCUCGCCUUCGGCAUCGGUCUUCAUCAUGCGGGCCUUCAGGACCGAGACAGAAAGACUGUGGAGGAAUUGUUCGUCAAUAACAAAAUACAGGUAUUAAUUACUACGGCUACUUUGGCUUGGGGUGUGAACUUUCCCGCUCAUCUGGUGGUGAUUAAGGGCACGGAAUAUUACGACGGCAAACUGAAGCGUUACGUGGACAUGCCGAUCACCGAUGUGCUCCAGAUGAUGGGUCGUGCCGGCAGACCGCAGUACGACAACUCCGGCGUGGCGGUCGUCCUCGUGCAUGACAUAAAGAAAAGCUUUUACAAGAAGUUCUUGUACGAGCCAUUCCCCGUGGAGUCCAGCCUGAUGGACGUGUUGCCCGAUCACAUCAACGCAGAGAUCGUCGCCGGCACUAUAAAAAACAAACAGGAGUUUCUAGAUUACCUGACGUGGACGUAUUACUUCCGAAGAUUAAUGAAAAAUCCCAAAUAUUACGACUUAGACGUUCUGGAACCUCAGUAUAUCAACGAAUACCUUUCGAAACUGGUGGAGAAGACCCUGAAGUCACUGAUGGAUUCGUAUUGCAUUGAUUACAAUACGGAGGAUCAAACCCUGUUCUCACUUCCGAUGGGGAAAAUAGCAUCGUUCUAUUAUUUAUCACACCACACGAUGUCGAUGUUCAUGCAAUCGCUGAACAACAAGUUGACGCUGGAUCAAUGCCUACGUAUACUCUGCAACUCGCACGAGUACAACGAACUGCCGGUGAGACAUAAUGAGGAACUGUUGAAUGAAGAACUGGCGAAGCUCUGUCGUUAUCCCGUAGACCAGUACACUUACGAUUCGCCGCACACGAAAGCAUUUCUCUUACUGCAAUCGCAUUUCUCGAGACUGCCAUUACCAUGUACCGAUUACACCACCGAUUUGAAGUCGGUGCUCGAUCAAGCGAUCAGGAUAGUGCAGGCGAUGGUUGACACGGUCGCGGAGCGUGGAUGGCUAACAAGCACGCUCAGGAUAAUGCACCUGUUUCAAAUGAUCGUACAGGCACGCUGGAUAGACGAACCCGCAAUUACGUCGUUACCGUAUGUAAAGGCAACAGAUUUGCAUUUGUUCUCGUCGUCUUCAUUGGCGUUUCCAGUAUUAUGUUUCAUGACACGUGAGGAUUACGAUAUGCUUCGUACAGCUUUAUGUGAGGAAUACACGGAAAAUCAGAUACGUGAAAUACAUCGAGUAAUUAGAGAAAUGCCGAUAAUAUCCGUUAAUCUAACGCUGGAAAGUACAAUUCACGACGAGAUUUUGAGAAGGAAAAUUAUAUUUAAGUCUGAAGAUGACGAUCCCAUUGAUGUUCAAAAAAACGAAUACUGUACAUUGAUUGUUGGACUAAAAAGAAACAAUCGCUCCAAGACUUUGAAAGCGCACUCUCCGAUGUUCCUAAAAGGAAAGGAUGAAGGUUGGUUCCUGAUAUUAGGUGACGUUCCCAAUAAAGAGUUGUUGGCGUUGAAGAGGGUAUCCGGUGUAAAUGAUCAACAGAGAUAUCACCAAUUGCAAUUUCAUGUGCCUGACGGUUUAGGAUUGAUGAAGCUGACGUUCUACUUGAUUUCCGAUUGUUACAUGGGAUUGGAUCAGCAAUAUAAUAUUUUUUUAAACAUAACGUCUUCAGUUCAGAACACCAGCACAAGACUGAACGAAUAGGUGAUAUUGUGUUCAAUUAUUGCAAAUCUUUCUAUCGACAAUAAUGUAAGGAACGAUGCGAAGAGUGCGAACUUUAUUAUUGGAAAAAUAUUAGCAAAGUAACAACGUAAAGUUAUUAGUGGAUAUCGGAGGAAUCAAAGCAGUGAGAGAUUUGCUAUAAUUGCGUACGAAUGUAUUGUUACAGGAUGUUUAUCGGGAGAUGUACAGAGACUUGUAUAUUUUUACGUGAUGUAAUUUUAUUACACGUCUAUGUAUUAUGAAACAAUGUAGGUAUGGAUUAUUCUACGAUUCUUUUCAUAUAAAUAUAAACCUUAUUAUCUCGGAAUAUAUAAAGAUAGAAAAAGCAAUAUGUGCAGGAUCAGUGUACAAUUCCAUACGAUCUUUUCCGUUUCUUUCUUUUUGGGAAAUGAAAAUCACGGAUUAUUUCACUGUAAAUGCAAACUGCUUGUUGCACACCAUUCAUUUUUUACCAUCAUUCGUAUUUUUUUGUUCUUAGUAAGAACUUCAUUUUUACCAGAUCUCAAGAAAUAAUAGAUGUUUGAGGUAUGCAGAGAAGAGUGUUUUUAAGUAGUGUACAGAAAAAAUAAACACGUUCUUAAAAAUUUGUAGACUCAUUGUAUACAUUUCAAUCAUAUAUACAUACAUAUAUAUAUAUAUAUAUAUAUAUAUAUAUAUAUAUAUAUGUAUGUAUGUAUAUAUAUAUAUAUAUAUACUGACCCCAUUUUUCAGACUUACACUAUAUAAUAAUACAAUAUUCGAAUUAUUCGGUUUAGUUUCCUAUGCUUAGGUAACAAUAGAUUAUAGGAUAGGAAGGAUAUGAGAUCAUUCCAUUGCUUUGUAUGAAAAGAAAAAAAGAAUAUAAAUAUAUAUUUUAAGUCCUAA
Messenger RNA from Odontomachus brunneus, 7717 nucleotides. RefSeq names its product activating signal cointegrator 1 complex subunit 3 (gene obe). Lineage: Eukaryota; Metazoa; Arthropoda; Insecta; Hymenoptera; Formicidae. Bases 437 to 6835 code for a protein of 2132 amino acids. Gene Ontology annotation, molecular function: nucleic acid binding; ATP binding; ATP hydrolysis activity. The record is from RefSeq and is a predicted model, not a curated record. The transcript is spliced from 8 exons.